Salarias fasciatus (jewelled blenny) is the source of this 3014-nucleotide messenger RNA. Its product is annotated as kinase suppressor of Ras 2-like. Gene Ontology annotation, biological process: calcium-mediated signaling; Ras protein signal transduction; protein phosphorylation. Gene Ontology annotation, cellular component: cytoplasm. The transcript has 22 exons. Gene Ontology annotation, molecular function: protein kinase activity; ATP binding. The record is from RefSeq and is a predicted model, not a curated record. Lineage: Eukaryota; Metazoa; Chordata; Actinopteri; Blenniiformes; Blenniidae. The coding region runs from base 61 to 2937 and encodes 958 amino acids.
UUUUUCUUUUUUUUUUUUAAGUGCAAAGGGAAAAAAAUAACGUCCACUGCUCGCAAAACUAUGAACGAGGAGAUGACCAAAAGCGAGGAGCAGCAUCUUAGUUUGCAGAAAGCCUUGCAGCAGUGCGAGUUGGUGCAAAAUAUGAUAGACAUAAGCAUUUCUAGUUUGGAGGGUUUACGGACCAAAUGUGCCACAUCCAACGACUUGACACAAAAAGAGAUCCGCACGCUGGAGGGGAAGUUGGUGAAAUACUUCAGCCGCCAGCUGUCCUGUAAGUGCAAAGUGGCCUUAGAGGAGCGCAGUGCCGAGCUGGAGGACUUCCCUCGCCUCGGACAUUGGUUCCGCAUCGUCAACUUGAGGAAAGAGGUCACACAGGAGAUGAGCCCCGGUGAGCUGACCCUGGAGGGCCUGCUGGACAUGAGCGAGGAGCAGGUGUGUGAGCUGCUGCAGAAGUUCGGCGCCAACGAAGAGGAGUGUGCCCGACUCAACGCCUCCCUCUCCUGCCUCAGAAAGGCCCACCAGCUCGAACAACUUGAGGAGGAUAAAUUGCACAGUAACGGAGGGAGCCAGGUGAAACAGGACUGGUCCAUCCAGUGGCCCACCUCUGAAUCCGGCAAGGAAAACACCCCGGUGUGCCAGCCGGAGGCCAGUCAGUGGAUUCGAUUCCAGCUCUCUCAAAGCCCCAAAGUUCAGUCCAAGUACAACCAGCACAUGUGCCACAGCCCCCAGGCCCUGCCCCCCCCUCUGUACGCCGAUCGGCUGACGGUCGACAGCCCUGGCACAGGGCUCUUCCCUCCUCUGGAAUCCGGUCAUCGAUCCCUGCCCCCGUCACCCCGUCAGAGGCAUUUUGGCCACACUCCUCCUCGGACUCCCUUAGUGGUCAACACCAUGACCCCGCCCGGCACGCCUCCCAUGCGGCGGAGGAACAAAGUGAAGGCCCCCGGAACGCCCCCUCCGCCAAGCCGCAAGCUCAUCCACCUGCUGCCGGGCUUCACCGCGCUGCACCGCAGUAAAUCCCACGAAUUCCAGCUGGGGAACCGCUUGGAGGACACACAGACACCAAAAGCCAAGAAGAAGACCAAGCCCUUGAACCUUAAGAUCCACAGCAGCGUGGGCAGCUGUGAGAACCUGCCCACGCAGCGCUCGCCCCUCCACACCGAGCGGUCCCUGCGAUCCUUCUUCUUCCCCUCCUUCAUCCCCUCCACGCCUCCCGUCCACGCCGAAACACCCUCUGCAAACACUCUCUCAGUGCCUCGCUGGUCCCCACAGAUUCCCCGAAGAGAUCUGGGAAACUCAAUAAAACACAGGUUUUCCACAAAAUAUUGGAUGUCCCAGACAUGCAUAGUAUGUGGAAAGGGAAUGUUGUUUGGACUGAAAUGUAAAAACUGCAAGCUGAAGUGCCACAACAAAUGCACCAAAGAAGCCCCACCUUGCCAUUUACUGAUCAUACAGCGAGGCGGACGAGAAUCCCUCAAAGAUCACCAAGGAACGAUUCAAGUAGCUCGUCUGGUACGGACUGAAUCAGUGCCAUGUGACAUCAACAACCCGCUCAGGUACACAGACCUGCACAUCAGUCAGACGCUGCCCAAAACCAACAAGAUCAAUAAGGAUCAUAUCCCGGUCCCCUACCAACCGGACUCCAGCAGCAACCCCUCAUCCACCACUUCUUCCACCCCGUCCUCCCCCGCCCCCCCUUUGCCCAGCAGUGCCACGCCCCCUUCACCGCUACACCCCUCGCCACAGUCCGCACGGCAGCAGAAACAGUUCAACCUGACAGCCUCCAGUUAUUUUAAAUACAAACAGCAGUUCAUCUUCCCUGAUGUUGCUCCAGAGGCUCCUCCCAGCAGAGCGCCGCAGGUCAUUCUGCAUCCUGUCCUUUCUGAACCAGGGAAUGAGGGCAACCCUUUACUUCAAAUCGAGGUCGAACCUACAUCAGACAACGAGGACGGUAAUGACGAGGACUCUGGCGACGAGUUCGAGGAGAUGAACCUGUCGCUCCUGUCGGCUCGUAACUUCCCACGCAAGGCCAGCCAGACCAGCAUCUUCCUGCAGGAGUGGGACAUCCCGUUCGAGCAGCUGGAGAUCGGGGAGAUGAUCGGCAAGGGCCGCUUCGGCAAGGUUUUCCACGGGCGGUGGCACGGGGAGGUCGCCAUCCGCCUCAUCGACAUCGAGCGGGACAACGAGGACCAGCUGAAGGCCUUCAAGCGCGAGGUGAUGGCCUACCGCAACACCCGCCACGAGAACGUGGUGCUGUUCAUGGGCGCCUGCAUGAGCCCACCGCAUCUGGCCAUCAUCACCAGCUUGUGUAAAGGCAGGACCCUUUAUUCUGUGGUGCGGGAUGCCAAGGUUGUCCUGGACGUUAACAAGACCCGACAGAUCGCACAAGAGAUGGUCAAGGGGAUGGGCUACCUCCACGCCAAGGGGAUCCUCCACAAAGACAUGAAGUCCAAAAACGUGUUUUAUGACAACGGUAAAGUCGUCAUCACCGACUUUGGACUCUUCACCAUAUCUGGGGUUCUGCAGGCUGGCAGCCGGAGAGAAGACAAACUGAGGAUCCCCAACGGCUGGCUGUGUCACCUGGCCCCGGAGAUCAUCCAGCAGCUGUCUCCGGACACCGAGGAGGACAAGCUUCCGUUCUCCAAACAGUCAGAUGUCUUUGCUUUCGGCACCAUCUGGUAUGAGUUACACGCACGCGAGUGGCCUUACAAGAGUCAGCCAGCUGAGGUGAUCAUUUGGCAGAUCGGCAGCGGCAUAAAGCCCAACCUCGCCCAAACUGGCAUGGGGAAGGAGAUUUCAGACAUUCUGCUCCUCUGCUGGGCGUACAAACAGGAAGAGCGGCCAAGCUUCUCCAAGCUGGUAGAUUUACUGGAAAAGUUGCCAAAAAGGAAUCGCCGCCUUUCCCACCCAGGGCACUUCUGGAAGUCAGCUGAGCUGUAACGGAGGCAUCGAUGGGACUGUGUCUUUGCGUGAAGCUCGUCCUCAGCUCUGCUCACAUCUGCUCCACCGCCCGCCUG